Molecule: messenger RNA, 1619 nt
Organism: Chara braunii
Lineage: Eukaryota; Viridiplantae; Streptophyta; Charophyceae; Charales; Characeae
Source: the annotation of a GenBank genome assembly
GGCAACUUCAUUCACCCAUGUGUGGUGAAAGAAGCCCGCUUACCCACGGCAGGGUCUCCGACUCCCAUGUUUGUCACCCUAGGGGAUGACAAGACCCAGCGCUUCUUCGAUCAGAUGGUCACCGACCUCCCUUUCUUCCUCAUUCUCAAGCCGACUGAUCGUCCCCCGGUGUCUCGUCGCCACCACUCCUCCGCACAUUUCGAUGUGAUGGAGACGGGGUACGACUUCAUUCUCGACACUCCGUGGUCUCGUUGGUUCCGCAACACCGAGGCCGAUUGGGCGCCCAACACUCUCGUUCUCAAAACGAAGUGUGGACAGACGUAUCGCGUCCCUUUCAUAAGUACCACCACGACACCAUGCCCCGACCCUCCUCCCCCGGAACCUUCCGUGCCCACACCAUCUCCUACUAUCACUGUCACCUCGCCUCGGCAGUUCGCUCACUUCAUCCGAAAGGACGACAUCACCUUCUUUACGGUGAACGUUACGGAUCUCUUGCACUAUGAUCCACCCUGUCCCGACGCUGAGCUCAUCUCUCUGGAGCCAGAUCCUCCUAUCUCCAUGGUUCUCAUCUCUACUUUCGUCCCUCCGCCGUCCGUCGAGUCCACCCCGCCGUCGUGCGCUGACGCUUACGCUGAGGAACUCGCACACUAUACGGUCGACCUGGAGCCCGCAGUUCGUGACCUCAUUCGAGAGUACCACGACGUUUUCCCAUCGUCAUUCUCGUACGUCGACAUCCCAUUGAUGCGCGACGUCGAGCAUUUCAUCCAGCUCGUGCCUGACUAUCGUGUUCACCACCAGGCACCCUACGGACUCUCGAUCCCUGAGGCCACCGAACUCAAGCCUCAGCUUGAGGAGCUCCUGCGACUGGGUUUAAUUAAACCCAGCAACUCCCCGUGGGGUGCACCCGUCCUCUUUGCUCGCAAAGCGGAUGGAACUCUCCAUCUCUGCAUCGACUAUCGCGGCCUCAACCGCUACACGGUUAAGAACAGGUACCCCAUGCCUCAUUCCAACGAGUUGUUCGACUGCCUAGCAGGCAACCGCUUCUUUACGAAGAUUGAUCUUCAUAGCGGUUACCAUCAGAUCCGCGUCGCUGCAGCCGACCAGCCGAAGACAGCGUUCCGAUCGCGCUUCGGCCACUACGAGUUUACGGUGACGCCAUUCGGCCUCUCCAACGCACCCGCUACCUUCCAGAGGGCGAUGAACGACAUCUUCAGGGACAUCCUGGAGUUGUACGUUCUCGUCUACCUUGACGAUAUGGUGGUCUACAGUCGUACCCUUGAGGAGCAUCUCAGACACCUCCGUGACGUCCUUGACCGCUUGCGCAGACAUGGCUUCUACGCGAAGUUGAGCAAGUGCCGCUUUGCACGGCAGAGAGCGGAUUUCUUAGGACACUACGUGUCUGGCCAGGGUCUCCACAUGGACGACGCGAAGAUCACUGCUAUUGCAGAGUGGCCCGUCCCCACAUCCGCCAAGCAGCUUCGCAGCUUCCUACGCCUUACCAGGUACUAUAGUAAUUUCAUCUAGGGAUACACUAGGUAUUCCUACGUCCCUGCCUCCACCCUCCUCCGGAAGAACCCGCCAUGGGCUUGGACACCCCUCCACGAGGACGCCUUCCACGC